This is a messenger RNA of Myripristis murdjan (pinecone soldierfish), 4524 nucleotides long. It is a transcript of the gene dnmt3ba, whose product is annotated as DNA (cytosine-5-)-methyltransferase 3 beta, duplicate a. Gene Ontology annotation, biological process: negative regulation of transcription by RNA polymerase II. Gene Ontology annotation, cellular component: nucleus. The record is from RefSeq and is a predicted model, not a curated record. Gene Ontology annotation, molecular function: DNA (cytosine-5-)-methyltransferase activity, acting on CpG substrates; protein binding; DNA binding. The transcript is spliced from 25 exons. Lineage: Eukaryota; Metazoa; Chordata; Actinopteri; Holocentriformes; Holocentridae. The coding region runs from base 1 to 4506 and encodes 1501 amino acids.
AUGGAAACUGUAGAGGUUGUGAGUCCAGAAAGUGGUCUUGGAAAAAGCAACCGCUUCCACAUAUUGGCCUGGCUCAAUAACCUGUUGAAAACCAGCUUCAAAAAUGUGGAGGAGACAAGCUCAGGUGCAUGUCACUGUCAGAUCAUGGACUGUGUCAUGCCCGGCUCUGUUGACAUGAGCAAGGUGAAGUUCCAGGCAGAAAGUGUGGAAGAUUAUGAACACAACUUCAAUCUCCUCCAAGAGGCUUUUAAUAAGAGAAGCAUCACCAAGAUCAUUCCAGUUAAGGAGCUGAUAGAAAAUGACUUCAAGUGCACAUUGGGUUUCUUGAAGUGGUUCAAAGUUUUCUUCUCUACAAAUGUGAAAGAUGAGGAAUACGACCCUUUAAAAGCUCGUAACGGCCAAGACAUCAGCCCCGUUGUGUUUCACCCAUUGUCAGAGAACUGGAAACUGGAAGUAGACAUGGGGAAGGAUGGCACUAUAAUGAACAGGAAACCUGUCUGUUAUGACGAUAAGUGGAAGGAAACUUAUGACUGGGUCGAGCCUAGCACUUUGGGAGAGCUCUAUACCUACUGCCGUGUGUGUGACGUAAACCUGAACACGUUUCAUACAGGUCUUUUCGACCUCAAACGGCACGUGGAAACAAAUAAACAUAGGAAAAAAUACAGACUGGCCCAGCAGGCCAACCUCAAAAGUGGAAAUGAAAAACCACCGCCCUGCAGUGAGGCAGCUAUUCAGUUCAUUCACAAACACUGUUACUCCGGCUCUGCUGGUGCUGAUCAGGUGUCAAGCCAUUUUGCACGCUAUAUGCUGGGCUUGCAGUACCCCAAAGAUAUUGUAUCUGUUUGCCAGCACACUCCCUUCUGUGUGUACAUUUAUGGAGGGGUAGCACUUGGAGAGAAUGACACUGUGUCUGUGAUCCUCAUUGGGUUUUUUGAUGUAAAAGCCUCCAGGCACUGCAUCAGGCUUCUGGAUGCCCUUCAGUCUCCGGCGGGUGAUGCAGGCGAUCAAACAGCUGCAGCAGUUGUGGAUACCUUGAAGAAAUUUGGGUUUCCAGCAGCUAAUCUUGCUGCCUUUUACUUAGACGGUACCGGAACAGCAUCAGAGCAGAUCUGCUCGCAGCUCAGGGAGCUCAAUCCAAACAUAGUAGCCUUAGGUGGACUGUAUGGGCUGGCUGAUGCAGCUUGCCGUGCUGGGGUUAUGGAACUCUCCAAUCAGGCCCAAGAGAUGAUUGUAGACAUCCAUGCCCACUACACUUCCUGCUCCACCAAGGAUGACAACCUCAAGGCCCUUUUUGGCUGUGAUAGUGAUAUAGAUAGUCAGUCAUUUCAUCUCAACACCAGCUGCCUUAACUUUUGCCAGUUAGUCAAAAAAAUCCUGGGAAUGUGGACAGAUCUCACAUCGUAUUUUAGCACUUGUGACAAGGACGAUGACAAAGCUAAGUUAAUCUGCUCCCAGCUGCAGGAUCCCAAGCUCAGGGCAACAUUUAUGUUCCUGGAUCAGACCAUGAAGCCCCUUCAGGCUUUCCAAAAUCAUCUACAGACACAGGAGGGAGCUGCCCGGGCCGACUUAGUGCACAUCUUAGAGGAAGCUAGUGCCCUGCUGCACGCCUAUGCUUCCAGCUUCCUCCAUCCCCAGGCCAUCGGAUGCUUCCUCAAAGAGCGUGACUCACAAAUCCUCAAAAACAAGAAAUUUCACCUGUCAGGAGCGGAGCUUAGUCUUGGUGGGUCAGCUGUGGAAGACUUCCUGAAAGAGUGUGAGGCUGCAGAAGCAUUGCCACUUUUGCAAGAUGAAGUCUUGUCUUUCUACGUGGCGCUCACCAGCAGCAUUGCAGAGGAGCUGCCUCUGACUGACGGGCUCCUAAAGAGCAUGGCUCAGCUCCUGAGCCCCCAGAGCAGGCUGAAAGUGACAGGGAAUGCAGUAGGGGAGCUUGGAACUAAAUUGGGCAUCUGUAGCUCUCCUGAGGAGGUCAACCAGCUCACUGCUCAGUUCCUUGAGUACCAGCUGGCUGAGGAGGGAGAGAGGGAAAAGGAAGAGAAGGAGAAGUCAGCGCUGGUUUCGCUGGAGAAACAUUGGGCCGGUGUGUUGGAGGACACAGAGCCGACCUCCAUGCUCAGGAAACUUGUGUUGACCCUGCUGUCCCUCCCCUGCCCUCCUCUUGGCGCUCAGCAGGUCUUUACUAAGGCCCUAGAGAACGGGGAUGCCGCUCUGUUCUCUGACGGUGACGGUGACGGUGACGUUACGACAGAGAGCGAGCAGGAGUCUGUCCACGAUGUUGAGAUGAACAGCGACAGCGCGCUCUCUGACUGCACCAGCAACAAGGACUCACUGAUCAACACUGACAACAAGGAGAAAACCGAUAAUGGCGUAUAUGAUAUAAAUCUCCUUAAUGGUCAGAUAAAGUCAUGUGCCGUCCGCCUUACAAAGAUAACUGGGUUCAAGAAUGAGCUUGAUGAAGGGAAUUUGAAAGAGGGGACCAUUAGGGGAGGUUAUGGCUGGGAGAGCAGCUUGCGCCAGAAGCCACAAGCCCGCACAGUGUUUCAGGCUGGUGCUGGCACCUGGGACAGGCCUGUAGGUGCUGAUAACAACAGCAAAAAGGGUCCGCAGUCCCAAGACGAGUUGGGAAAAGACACUUCACCAGCCAGGAAGACCACACUGAGCCCCCGGAUAGCAAGACGGGCUCUUGCUUACCAGGAUGGUAAGGGCUUUCUGACAGGAGAACUGGUGUGGGGGAAGGUGAAGGGAUUCUCCUGGUGGCCUGGGAUGGUCAUGCCCUGGAAGACCAAGUUAGCACCCCCUGCGAUGCGGAGGGUGGAGUGGUUUGGCGACGGCAUGUUCUCAGAGAUCUAUACAAACGGGCUGCUGCCCUUCAGUGCCUUUCAGAAGUGCUUCUGCAAAAAUUCCUAUGCCAGCUUGCCCACCUACAAGGAUGCCAUCUACCAGAUCAUCGAGUUGGCAGGUGAGCGAUGUGGGAAGUCUUUCACUGAGGCAGCAGGGAAUAAAGAAGAGGAGCUGAAGUUGAUGCUGGACUGGGCUUUUGGAGGAUUCCUGCCCACUGGACCUGAUGGAUUCACACCUCCUAACAGCACAUCGAAGACUGAUUCUUCAGACUCGGCCCUGUCAGACUAUCAGCCGCCAGCAAAAAGGAAAUACGUCCACAAAGCCAAAGUACUCAAUGAAACAGUCUCCUACAACAGAGAAUCAAUGAUAAAAACCAUCUCGGAGAAAGGCAAAAAGAUUGAAGAUUUUUGUUUGUCUUGUGGAUCGUCUGAGACAGAAGUGCACCACCCGCUGUUUGAGGGGAGUCUUUGCCUGAAAUGCAAGGAGAACUUCAUCGAGACGCUGUAUCGAUACGAUGAAGAUGGCUACCAGUCGUAUUGCACCGUGUGCUGUGCAGGCUUAGAGGUCAUUCUGUGUGGCAACGCCAGCUGCUGCAGAUGUUUCUGUAAGGACUGUCUGGACAUCCUGGUGGGCCCAGCCACCUUCGAGAAACUGAAAGACGUCGAUCCUUGGAGCUGCUUCAUCUGCCUGCCGUCCCAGUGCAAUGGAAACCUCAAACUGAGGCCUGACUGGAGCAUUAAGGUCCAGGAGUUCUUUGUCAACAACAGUGCAAUGGAGUUUGAGCCACACAGAGUGUACCCCUCCAUCCCUGCACAUCAACGUAGACCACUCAAAGUGCUUUCCCUCUUUGACGGCAUCGCCACAGGAUACCUGGUGCUCAAAGACCUGGGCUUCAAGAUCGAGCGCUACAUCGCGUCAGAGAUCUGCGAGGAUUCGAUCGCUGUGGGAAUGAUCAAACACGAGGGGAAGAUAGAGUACGUCAACGAUGUGCGCACCAUCACCAGGAAACAUCUGGCUGAAUGGGGUCCAUUUGACCUUCUGAUUGGAGGCAGUCCAUGCAACGAUCUGUCCAUGGUCAAUCCUGCCCGGAAAGGAUUAUUUGAGGGCACUGGAAGGCUCUUUUUUGAGUUUUACCGCAUGUUGACCAUGAUGAGGCCGAGGGAAGACGACGACCGUCCGUUCUUCUGGUUGUUUGAGAACGUGGUGUUCAUGAGUGCCAAUGACAAGAACGAUAUCUGCAGAUUCCUUGAGUGCAAUCCAAUUCUCAUCGAUGCAGUGAGAGUCAGUCCCGCUCACAGAGCUCGCUACUUUUGGGGAAACCUGCCUGGCAUGAACAGGCCUCUUGCUACAGCUCUAGAUGACAAAGUGAGCCUGCAGGAUUGCUUGGAAGUUGGGCGUGUAGCAACGUUUGACAAAGUCCGCACCAUCACAACCAAGUCGAACUCCAUAAGACAGGGGAAGAUGGGGCCGCUGCCUGUCAACAUGAAUGGGAAGGAGGACUACUUAUGGUGCACUGAAAUCGAACAGAUUUUCGGUUUCCCCAAACACUACACGGAUGUGAACAACAUGGGUCGGGGCCAGAGGCAGAAAGUCCUGGGUCGCUCCUGGAGUGUCCCGGUCAUCCGGCACCUCUUCGCCCCGCUCAAGGAUUAUUUUGAAUGUGAAUAGGGACGUGGAGCCAAGUCC